Schistosoma intercalatum is the source of this 706-nucleotide messenger RNA. Lineage: Eukaryota; Metazoa; Platyhelminthes; Trematoda; Strigeidida; Schistosomatidae. The record is from the annotation of a GenBank genome assembly.
AUCAUCAUGUGAGAACAGUAAGCAAGUGAAUAUAUCAGAGCAAAAACAUGACGCAGUGCACGGUCCAUUACUUAUCACUCCCAGUGAUGUCCUUAUUCGUUUAAGUGAAGUACGCGAGUUAAGCAUUGUUCCAGUAAUUCGCUUUGACCACCCUAAGCAAAUGCGACAAGUCAGCUUGAAGUAUGGAUCUGAAAGAAUAACUGAAGUCAAGAAAUAUGGCCCCAGGCAAGACAUCGUUAAUACAAGUAAAUUGUCAGAGAGUACAAACAAGCAGUCAGAUUCAUCAAUACAGUGUAAUGAGUAUACGGAUAUUACCAACAGCUCUAAAAGUCUAGAUCCAUGUGACGAUACUGAUCAAUUAAGUGAAGUGAUGACUAACGGCUAUUCUAAACGAAAGGAAAUCGACCAGGAAUUUGACAAGAAGCCUUCAUUGAGGGAGGGAAAGAACAAGGUGAAAGAGGAAGUUGAAAGAAUAGAAGAAGGAAAAGUCGAGCUCUUCGAUGAAGCAUUUAAAAUUUUCCGAAAUACAGACUGUAACAACAGUCAAAGUUUCCAACAAAACCUACAAAAACAAGUCCCAGUACAACAGACAGGAAAAAAUGAAGCAAAACCACUUUCUGUACACAAAACGAAAAUACGUAACACGUCUGCAGAAGGUAGAGGGCGACGAGAACGACGUCUUUUGAACAAGCAAAGAUAUUCGGAG